CCUUCUUCCCUAAUUUCUUGAACCAUCACCAAAAUUCAUCACCUGUGUUUGUCGGUUAACUACAACCUUCAUACUCAUCACCAACCAACCUUCUUCCUUCACUGCUACUACUCUCUCUCUCUUUCUCUCUCAUCAUCUUCUUCACUUUCUCUCUCCUCUCUCCUCCAAUGGCGGCCGCUUUGGCCAGUCCACCUUCGUCUCAAACCAUGGUGUCUUCUCCUGCUCUCUCUCCUCCGCGCCACUCGUCGGAAUCUGCUGUCGCCGGAAGUUCCUCCGACCUCUCUGAUCGUAUCACUCGAGCUUCCAGUUUCUCCAGAAAUGCCGAUUCUCAGGCUUUGGAUUUGCUUAAAAGUGAAGAGUAUCGCCAGCUUUUUCGUCUGCCUUCUGAAGAAGUUCUAUUGCAGGAUUUUAAUUGUGCAUUACAAGAAAACAUUCUUCUUCAGGGGCAUAUGUACUUGUUUGAGAACUACAUAUGCUUUUACUCCAACAUAUUUGGAUUUGAAACUAAGAAAAUAAUCUCUCUUCAAGAAGUCACAUCUGUACGAAGAGCAAAAACUGCUGGAAUCUUUCCUAAUGCAAUUGAAAUUGUGGCUGCUGGAAAGAAGCACUUUUUCGCUUCUUUUUUGUCCCGUGAUGAAGCUUUUAAGCUUAUUGAUGAUGGAUGGUCACAUCAGAGUAAUGGUUCUAAAAGGAUAUUAGAUCAACAGGAUUCUAAAUCCGAGAGCAGCUCCCAGGUAAAUGGAGAUAUUCCAGCUGAAAACAUCAACCUCUCUGAUUCCCCUGCGAGUGAUUGUGAUAUAGAUGAGAGGAAUUUGGAGGAGUCUACAUCAGAAUAUACCAAACCUUCUCCAGAUUAUGUGCUUGAUAAUGCUAAGCCAACUUCCUCAGAAGUUCCUCAUGUGAUAGAAGAGAAACAAGAUGAUGCAGGACCUUCUUCUUCUUUGCGGUCUAUCAAUUGGAACCUGGAAACUCAGGAUGCUCCUGAAAUACCUAAAAUUUACACUAAGAUUGCAGAGUCCAAGUUUCCGAUAAAUGUUGAGCAGUUCUUCAAUCUAUUUAUAUCUGACGAAGCUGUUGGUUUUGUUGAAUCUUUCCACAACAAAUGCGGAGAUAAAGAUUUUAGGUGCACUUCAUGGUUGCCUCAUGAUAAGUUUGGAUAUACUCGUGAAAAAAGCUUUCAGCAUCCGGUGAAAAUAUAUUUUGGGGCAAAAUGUGGUGGAUGCAAGGAGACGCAAAAUCUUCAGGUUUACAAGGACAGCCAUCUUGUCAUCAGAACUUCACAGGAAGUGAGUGAUGUUCCUUACGCAGAUUACUUUACUGUUGAGGGAAUAUGGGAUGUUCAGAAAGACAGUGAUGAAUCAGAAAGUUGUAUAUUGCAAGUUUAUAUAAAUGUGUCUUUUUCUAAGAAGACCAUGUGGAAAGGUAAGAUUGAGCAAUCAACUGUGGAAGAGUGUCGAGAAGUUUUUGCAUCCUGGAUAGAACUUGCACAUGAACUAUUAAAGAAGAAGAACAUCGAGAAACCAGAAGAAGGAGCUGUACCUAACACGAUCCAGGAUGGCCAAGGUGAUCAACAAGUCACUGGAGGAUCUGCAGAUCACUCAGAAAGUUUUCAUGGGAAGAGUGAGCCGCAGGGGAUAAUUGAUACUGUAGCUAACUCUUGUAGCACUCGUGAACAAAUUAGAAAUAGCUUACGUGAGAAUCUGCUUCAUGCUACUACAGCAAUAACUUCUACUUCGAGAGAGAUUGCAGUAAAGUUUUGCACUUUUUUGAGAAGUAAAGGCAACCUCCAACCAAUUUUGGUGAUUGCAUUUUCUAUUAUCCUCCUCUUAAUGCAGCUCAGCAUUGUUGUGCUAUUAAGUAGACCGCAGCCAGUGUAUGUAAUUCCUCAAGCAGAUCACACAAGUUCUGCAGGAAUAGGGGUUGGUCAUAGAGCUGCAGAAACAAUGGCUUGGAUGGAAAAACGAGCAAACUUGCUGAAGGAUGAGAUGCUUGCGGUUGAGGCUCAGCUUGAAAGGAUGAGACAUGAACACGUUUUUUUGAAAACACAAUUAAAGGACUUUGAGCGUCUACUUGAGCAGCAAAGAUGACUGCCCCAUGAGCUCUUGUAUAUUCUUUUAUCAAUCCCAUUAAUGGUUUUCAGCCAGUGACUUGAUGUUGGCCGGUGCAGAAAGGAUCUUGUGUGUAUAGGGUUGCAUGGAUGACGCUUGCAAAUUCAGAGACUUGUAACAAGUCCUGUUUGUAGCAUUUUAUAUCCAGUGUCUUCAUAUGUCUUCUAGCUAAUGAAUCUUAUGUUCUUAGUGACCCAGUAGACUAGUUUAAUACAAAGUAUGUAGCAGUGGAAGCUGUAAAUUUAUUAGACUAAACAAUUCAAAGACAGAAAGAUUUGCAGGGAGUUUGUAAAAACUAUACGAGUUGUAAAAUUUGUUUGGAAAGAUUUAGGAGAAAAAUACAAGGUAGGCAUUGGUUUUCGGCUGAUAGUUGUGUGGCAUUAAAUUCAAUGUUACAUUGCAAUCAAAGGAGAUUAGGGUGUUCUUGUAAUGAAUCAUGGUGCAAGAUUCUUAAAGUGAUUGUUCUUCAGUUGUUCUUGUUAUCGUCAUGAUGCAAUAAAUUAUGUAA
Messenger RNA from Chenopodium quinoa (quinoa), 2616 nucleotides. RefSeq names its product protein VASCULAR ASSOCIATED DEATH 1, chloroplastic. Lineage: Eukaryota; Viridiplantae; Streptophyta; Magnoliopsida; Caryophyllales; Amaranthaceae. Bases 168 to 2087 code for a protein of 639 amino acids. The transcript has 19 exons. The record is from RefSeq and is a predicted model, not a curated record. Gene Ontology annotation, biological process: negative regulation of programmed cell death.